Molecule: messenger RNA, 11960 nt
Organism: Sphaeramia orbicularis (orbiculate cardinalfish)
Lineage: Eukaryota; Metazoa; Chordata; Actinopteri; Kurtiformes; Apogonidae
Product: trinucleotide repeat-containing gene 6A protein
Exons: 27
Coding region: 678-6368 (1896 amino acids)
Biological process (GO): miRNA-mediated post-transcriptional gene silencing; positive regulation of nuclear-transcribed mRNA poly(A) tail shortening
Cellular component (GO): P-body; nucleoplasm
Molecular function (GO): nucleic acid binding
Source: RefSeq, a predicted model, not a curated record
ACAGAGCCGGAGCUGGUGUGAAUGCAGAGAGGAGGGGAAAGCAGAGCUCAAGCGAAAGAAGGUUAGCCAGCAGCGAGUGAAGAAAAUGGCGAUCAUGCAGGACGAAUGCCUCCCCUCGUAGAUGCUGCAAACGCGUUGAAAUUCUUUUAGCCUUACAGCCGGCUUUCCUUUCCACUCUGUUGCACUUUAUACUUCAAUGAGAGAUUCGGAAUUGAAAGCUGUUGCCACCAAAGAAACUGAAGCAUCUUAACAGGGAACUCACCCAUAGAGGGAAGAACAGUGGAUGGAAGAGAGAGAGAGACAGAGAGUGUGACGAGGAAGGAGGACAAGACGAUACAGGACAGGACAAAAGUGCCAGAGCAUACCAAGUCCAGACAGUCCUAAAUCAGAACCACAUUCCCCUUUCCCCCUCCCCACACAUUUACACACAGACAAACACACACACACAUACAGUCUUCAGCACGUCUUCAGCAAUGCCAAGAGGGCCUGAUCAGCCUGCUGCCCGCUCUGACAAGUCCUGCCUCUUCGCCACAAACCCUUGAGGCUGUGUCCUCUGAACUUUGACCUUUGACCUCCCCCUUGUCGAACUGGGAACCAGAGGUCACCGGUUUGCCACCCAGCUUGGGGACGCUCUCCAGUUGAGCCAGGAGUCGCAGCCACCAGCCGCUCUCACAGGCAUGGCUCCCAUUCGGGAUUCCGUCAGCCACUCCCCUAAUCAAACAGGUCUGGAGCAUCCUGGCUUGGACUCACAGUAUGAGCCUUCACCCUGGUCCUCUGGCUCUCCCUGCAGCAGUGACAGCAACACCAACUGGAGUAAAGUCCUAGUGGACGGAAGCACUGACAAACCCAACAAUCCCUCUUCAACCAACUCCUCUGUCUGGCCCCCCUCCUCCUCUUCAUUCUCUUGCUCCUCGUCUUCUUCCUCUUCUGGCUGUGGGUCAGGAUCAGACCCUGAGUUGGCAUCAGAAUGCAUGGACGCAGACUCUAAUUCCUCGAUCGGUUCAGAGAAAAGCCUUGCCGCUGUUGCUGUGACAACAGUGAUGAUGAUGUCAGCAAAUGCUUCUUCCUCUGUGUCUUCUACGACUUCUUCUCCCUCAUCCUCUUUGGUGACUUCUGCCAUGAUGGUCAGUGUUUCAGUGAAUGGAGAUAGCAACGGCAACAGUCGUCAGGUUAUGGGUGGAGGGAUGGGAACCAUCAGUGGUGCAAAUAAUGGAAAUAAUAACAUCACUGGACCCUCCCACUACUCUUUAGCUGGCUCCACAAGUAUUGGCAGCAAUAACAUGGGUAACCACAACAACAAGCUUGUCAGUAACAGUGGUAUAUGGGGCACCCAGUCAGGCAGCAACAUGAUCACCACAGGCGGAAGCACCUCGUGCAUCAAUGGAGGGUUAAACCCAAACACUUUAAACCCAAAUGCCAACCACGGUGCCUGGCCGCAGAAUCCAACCCCAAGCUCAGCAUCCCAGAGCCAACGGCCUCCACAGGCUCAGGGGAUGAGUUCCAAACUUGGUAUAGCUCCCCAACAGGGCCCCUUGCUGGGCUGGGGUGGCAUGGCAGCUCCAGAAAACAGCAGUAUGAUGGAAGACACUGAGGUGAAUAAUGGUACAACAAACAGCAAGGUGUUAGGAAGCAGCAGCAGUGGAAAUGGUGGCCUGCAGCCUACCAACCUUAACACUGAAUCCAAUGGACCAAAUAACACUAUUAUGAUGAAUACUACUACUACUACUACUAACGCCACAAUGACCUCUACUCCACCAAACUCUACAGCCUCUUCCCAGCUCAGCGGGGAUUGUUCCUGGGGCUCCAUUGGAGGAGGGAAUGGGGGUCCGCUGGCCAAUGGAAACACCUCAUCAACCCCCCAGCAACCCCAAGGAGAGCUGGGGGGUCCUGGGGCCUUCGGUACGCCUUGGGGCGCAACUACCUACCCUGGAGACAAGGGCCCCCAAAAUGCAGACACUGUGAACCCCCAAAACCCUGCCUUAAUGCAGGCUGGGAACCCCCAAAUCUCCUCUUCUGCUGCUUACAAGAGUAAUAAUAACCACAAUAACACUGCGGCCCCACGCUGGGAUCAGGGGCCCGCCAAUAACCCAAACCAGCCUCAGAGCAACUUGUCCUGGGGUGUCGGCUCAAAUCAAAUCCCAGGCUCUGCAGGCCAAACACCAGGAAACGGGAACCAUACUACAGUGGGUCCUCCAGCAGGUAUAACCUGCCCCUGGGGGAGCAGUGCAUCAUCUUCUUCCUCAUCAUCAUCAUCCUCUUCCUCAUCUAACAAGAUGUCAAAUGGAGAAUGGGGAUCUUCAGCUCCCGGUAACAGCCACUCAGAUGCUGGAAGUCAUAAAGGAAGCUCUGCCAACAAUGGCUGGAAGAGCCUGGAGGAUGACGCCAUGGGCAUGGGAGGUGGUGGACCUGGAGGCCACAGCUUGGGGAACGUGACCGGAGGUUGGGGUCAUUCUGGAGGGAGUGAAGGAAGUGGUGAAAGCUCAGGCGGCCGAUCCAGCUCAGACAGAGACAACGGCCAAAAAGGGGGAAACCGCAGAAAAGGUGCCCCAACUGCAGCGGUGUUAUCAGCUGUGGCCCGGGCCGAUGUAGACCCAAGGGUUCUGUCAAACAGUGGAUGGGGGCAAACACCUAUCCGACAGAACACUGCAUGGGAUGUCAAUUCUCCCCGCAAUCAGCACCAGGGUCCCAGAGGAGAAGAAAGAAAGCAUAGUGGGGGCUCUGGCUGGGGCUCAGGAGCACCUGCAGCUUCUACCCAGAACUCUGGAGGCUGGGGAGGUGGGCCAGGCAACUCGGGCCCUGAUACUGGAAGCUCUGGGUGGGGAGAGCAGAGACCCACGUCUGGUUGGGACAGCAAAGCUCCAGGGAGUGGAGGAGGAAAAAGCAGUUGGGAUGAUGGAGCCAGCUAUAAGGGGAAUAAUAAUUCUAACACCUGGAGCAACAACAUCAACAAAGAUGACAGGUCCAAUACUUGGACAAAUGCACCCAAGCCACAGCAGGGCUGGGGAGGCAACAGUGGAAGUGGGAGUGAAGGCUGGGGUAGUGGAGAUAGUGCCAGAGGAGGGGCCAGUAAUCACUGGGGAGAACCUCAAAAAGGUGCCGGCUCAGUGGGCUGGGACAGCGACAGCGACCGGUCCGGCUCUGGAUGUUGGAGUGAACCAAGUCGAACCAACACCAGCAGCAGUAACACCUGGAUAGGAAGUGGAGGGUCAAAUACUCCAGACCAGAGCACCCCAAAUCCUGGCUCAAACUGGGGUGAAUCAGUCCACAAGCCUAAUCCUCAGAGCAACAGUCAGGGCUGGGGUGAGCCAAUGAAGAGCAACCAUGGAGCUCAGAACUGGGGUGAACCCAGUCCUAAACCCUGCAAUCCUGCCAAUGAGUGGGGAAAAGGCCCUGAAUCAAACUCAUCAAGAGGCAACCAAGGCCCCAGCAAGCCCUCAGGGUGGCUAGGCGGUCCCAUGCCUACAGUUGGUCAGAAGGAAGAAAUGGCAACUGGUUGGGAAGAGCCUUCUCCAGAGUCCAUUCGUCGUAGGAUGGAAAUCGAUGAUGGAACUGCCGCUUGGGGAGACCCUGGAAAAUACAGUGGUGGAUCUGUCAACAUGUGGAGCAAGUCGGGCCAAACAGACCAGGAAGCCAUGGCCCCCUCCUCUCAGCAUCAGUCCCACCCAGGGCACAGCUCAAUGCACCCUCCUCAGCCCAUGCAACCCCAUGCCCAAGACAAGGGCUCUGGUUCUGGCUGGGGUGAGCCUUACCCCCAGCAGAAGGAGUCCUCUUCAUGGGGAGAGCCUGCUCCUGGUCCACCGGUGACAGUGGACAACGGGACAUCUGCCUGGGGGAAGCCCAUGGACACCAGCUCUGGCUGGGAUGAGCCCAGUAGGGACAACAGAGAGCCUGUGUCUGGGUGGGGUGGCCAGCAUAAGUCUGCUCCAGGUCCCAAGCCCAUGGAGACAUGGUGUGGAGAGGAGGUGUCCAUGAGCAAUAGCUGGGACCAGGAAGAGGAGGUGGAGAUCGGCAUGUGGAGUAACAGCCAACAAGACAACCGGUCCCAUGACCAAAACACUUGGAACUACAACAAGCAAAAAGGCUCCAACAAGAUGAGCAAACCAGUCAACAAACAAGACGAACCUUGGAUGAAACCCUUCAUUAACCAGUUCAACAGCAUGAACUUCUCUAGAGACUCUCCUGAUGACUCCAUGAAGACAGGAGCAGGGAUGCAGGACAAACGUAUGGACAUGGGCGGAAUGGGAGACUUCAGUGGAGUGAUGGGGAAGAACCCUGGGUCUCGACACCAGCUCCAUAAGGAGUCUGCCAUGGAUCGCAGCUCUUACUAUGACAAGCUGUCCGUUUCCCCCUCUGCUUACAAUAGUCCAGCUUCUGAUGAGCUCUCCUCCAAUCAAAUCAUGAGCUUUCCCCCUUCCACUCCUACUCAACCUAUCCCUUGUCUCGACUCUGGGCCAUCUCCUGCCCAAUCUAGUCCUGUGGCCACUCGGCAGAAUGUAAACCCUAUGAUGGGUGGCAGCAGCGUAGCACAGGGCCGAGGCGGCCCCCAGUCCCAGGUCCCCCCCCAACCCAACCUUCGCAACCAAGUGCCUCCACCCAUCCUCCCUUCUCAGGUCCCCUCCCUGUUGAAGUACCCAGGAGGUAACGGAGGUCUGAACCCUCUGUUUGGCCCUCAGCAGGUGGCUGUGUUCAACCAACUCUCCCAGCUCAACCAGCUGUCACAGCUCAACCAGCUCAACCAGUUACAGCGUCUUCUCAUCCAGCAGCAGCAGCAACAGCAGCAGAAGGCUCAGAGCCAGAGAGCCAUGCCUGUGGGACGACAGAGUGAACAGGUAAAUACACGUCCUAUCGGCUCAUCCCCAUCAAUGAUGCAGCCGCCACGACACCUGGACCCCUCCCUGCUGAAACAGACCCCACCUCUUAAACCGUACCUGGAUAAUUACUUGUCCCACAAUGCCCCUGAGAUGCAGAAGGAUUCCACUGCUCUCGGAUCCUUCAGCAACUUCCCUUUAAGCUUGAACUCAAACCUGAAUGUAUCCCUGGACAUGGGUGUUGGUGGUGGUAGUAGUGGUGGCGGAGCUGUGAGCUACAAAGAGCCGCCCCAGUCCAGACUGAAGAAACUUUGGGCUACUGACCCUCUGGAGCAGAACAGCAAACCUGGUGCUAUGUCGUCUGGGCUGCGUCUGGAGGACUCUCCCUUCUAUGACUUCCUGUCUCCUGGCCCAUCUCCCCUGAGUCCUCCCGGCCAAUCAAUAGGCUCGGUGGGCGAUGGCUGGCCACCCCGUGCCAACUCCCCCCCACCCCAUGGAAACACUGGCACCUGGCCCCCAGAGUUCCGGCCCGGGGAGCCUUGGAAAGGUUACCCCAACAUUGACCCUGAGACUGACCCUUAUGUGACCCCCGGCAGUGUCAUCAACAACCUCUCCAUCAACACCGUCCGCGACACAGACCACCUCAGGGACAGGAACAACGGGCCAUCCUCAUCACUGAACACCACGAUGCCUUCUAACAGUGCCUGGUCAUCCAUUCGUGCCUCCAGCCACAGCGGUUCCCUCACCAGUACAGCACAAAGCACUUCAGCCAGACCCAGUGACUCAAAGUGGUCUCCCGGUGGCGGUUCUGUGUCCAACUCCUCCCUAGCCCAUGAGCUGUGGAAGGUCCCCCUGCCUCCCAAGGCACUGUCUGUGGCGGCCCCCUCCAGACCACCACCCGGUCUCACCAGCCAGAAGCCCAGCUCUGCCGCCUCAGGCUGGGAUGGCUCUGCUCUGAGGCUGGGGGGCUGGGGCUCCUCUGAGUCCAGAUACACACCUGGUUCCAGUUGGGGCGACAGCAGCAGCUCAGGGAGAACCCAAUGGCUUGUCCUGAAAAAUCUCACACCUCAGAUUGACGGCUCUACCCUGAGGACCCUGUGCAUGCAGCACGGCCCUCUGAUCACAUUCCACCUCAACCUGCCACACGGUAACGCCGUGGUAUGCUACAGCUCCAAGGAUGAGGCCGCCAAGGCCCAGAAGAGCCUGCACAUGUGUGUUUUGGGGAACACUACUAUUCUGGCUGAGUUUGCCAGCGAGGAGGAAAUCAACCGUUUCUUUGCACAAGGGCAGACGUUGGCCACCCCCUCCUCUGGCUGGCAGACCAUCGGCUCUUCUCAGAGCAGAAUGGAGCAGUCUCACCCCUUUCCCAGCCGCGCUCCUGAACCUAACCAAUGGAACAGUGGCGAUCUCCACAGCUCCUCCCUCUGGGGCGGGCCCAACUAUUCCAGUAGCCUGUGGGGGAGCGCCAGUGGCACCGAGGCAGGGAGGAUCAGCAGCCCUUCUCCAAUCAGCUCCUUCCUCCCGGUGGAUCACCUCACAGGGGGUGGGGACUCCAUGUGACCCACCUGCCAAUCAAACAGGUUGGGGAAGGGUCAGUAGAGAAUUAUCAAUAAUCAGCUGAAGAAAAUAAAAAAAAAAAAAAAAAAAAAAAAAAAGUAGUUAUAAAUGCAAUGGCACUAGUUGGACUCUUUCUCACUUACAAGAUAUUCAACAAAGCGGGGUCUCCCCUGUGGAAAACAAGUUACGUUUCUCUCUCUGCACAUAUGUCCACUUUGUUUUAGCCCAAAAACAUAUCAGUUGGAAUACUUGAAUCAUGCAGGCCAAUUCUAUAAUGUGAACGGAUGGAUAUUUGCUUCCAGGUAGUGCUCUUUCAGACCGAAAAAAGCUUCAAUCGAGCUCAUUAUUAAUAUAUAUAUAUAUAUAUUUUUUGUUUCAUUUGUCAUGUUUAUUUGAAUUCCAAUUCUUUUUAUUUUUAACGUUUUCUUUUUGUUUUAUUUUUUUUGCAUUUGUUUGCUGACAAUGUUGGAGUAUGAGCUUUUUUAACUUUGCACUGAAUGUGGUUUUUUCUCAGUAUAUAUAAUCUGCAAUAUAGAGGGAGCAGCCAGUUUUUCCAGUGUAGCUGUUUACUCAUUGAGGUCCUUACCGUAUGUGUGUAUGCGUGUGCAUGCACACGUGUGUAUGUGUGUGUGGAAGUUGUGUGCGCGCGCGCGUGUGUGUGUGUGUGAGUAUGUGUGCGCUCCUCUCUGCCUUGGCACGCCUACCUUACUGCGUUGUCGUGGAGUUCAAGAUCAACAGAUAGUUAAAAGAAGAAAAAAGCUGACUUAGGAGGAUUAUCUGGUGAUAGUAAAAGUGACAUUAAAAGUAUUGCACCAAUUUUGUUUUAAAACUAAAGAACGUUGAGCUCUGCAGUGCAAAGGACUGUAGCCGCAGCUGGGACUAGCAAGCCCCGCCAAUCCUAAUAUAGGAGGCGGAGCCUAUCUAGCAAGCCCUCCCGUUUGUCCCCUAGCGGGCAAUGGGAGGAACAGCACUUUCAGAAUAGGCUUUCAAUGUUUUGGAGGUGCCACACUGCAACCUCUUGUUUACAAGACUUAGGAGGCAAAACGUGUGUUCAUUCUUCAUUUUAAAAAGAAGAUGGAAAAUAAUAGAAAAUAUGUUUUAAAAAAAAAACUAUAAAACUAAAAAAAAACAAACUUAAAAAAAAUUAAGAAAAUAAACAGAAAAAGUACAAAAAAAAAAUUAUCUCUUAUUGAGGAUGAAGACGAUGCUUUGUAACUCUGGGAAUUCGGAUCAGUGUUUUUGGCCAUGGCGUUGGUUAUUUGAACUAUUCCUCUUUGUCUGCUAAAUAACCAGCAAUGGUUCUCAGGAAAUUAAGCCAGUUUUCCCCCCCUUGUAGUUGAAUAAAAAAACUACUACUCCUUGUAGGAAAGGAAAAUCCAACUUCUAGCACUGAAAACUAUGUAUAGGUCUCUCUAAGUUUUUUUUUUUCCUCUGCCAAAUAACUGCUUUAAGCUGGAGAAGCUCAACACACUGCUUUCAAUAUGCUGUCUUGUGAUGGAGGGAGGGGGGUCCUUUCUGUGGAGGGGCGGAGGACGGGCUUUAGAAAUCCCAACGCUCCCUCUCUCCUCCUCUCCUCCACUCCACUGAUGUAAAAAAAAUCAAAAGUGGGGAGUGUUUAUCGUGUGAGUGUGUGACUGUCAGUGGAAAUGUUCUGUCUUGUCGGACUUAAAAACCAAGAGAAAGGCGAAUCUGUACCUAUGCAUACUGUAGCCUCUCACAUGGCCUACUGAGAGGCAUUUGUUUAGGUUUUUUUUUUUUUUUCCUUUAUUUCUCCGUGUCUCACAAAAUGUUUUAAAUGUUUCAUAAAGUACAACAAAAUGCUUUUUUUUUAAUUGCUCUCAUUGCCACAAAUGGUGUUUUGAGAAAAGGAAAAGAAGAAAAACUUAAAAAAUCUUGUUUUGGUUGAAGAUAAUAUUUUACCAGUGCAAAAGUCGUCCACAUUUCAUUGCCUUGAUCCUAACUGUGUCCGAAGAUGCAACAAGUCAAGUGGCUUCUACCUGUUUACAAAUAGAAUAUGAUUGUAUUGUUGUACUGUUUUUUCUUUUUUUUUUUUUUCUUUUUUUUUUUUUUUCCUUUGGGGUGGGGUGGGGGGGUGCUCAUCUGAAGUUCCUGACCUGAUGAAUCGUGUGUGUGUGUGUGUUAACGAUGCUCUGUACCGGCAGAUGUGAGUUCCACCGCUGGAGGGGAGGGUCUAUGUGGGCGUGUGAGUGUGUGUGUGGGGGGGAAACAGUGUGAAUGUAAUCCACCAGUGGUGUUUGUCGACAAAAAUACACUUGUGAAUAAUAGAAUUACCUAUCCACCAGUGAUUGUUUAGUUACUAUAAUGCACAAUUUUCGGGGAAAACAGAAGCUUCAGAGAGUGCGUGAACGAAAAGUCAGCAUUAGCGAAGCCAUGGACCUUAAUUUCUUUUCUUCAUCGUGUUAUUAUUCUGUGUUCUGUGUGUGUGUGUGUUCCCCCACGCAUAUAUAUAUAUAUAUAGGUUUUUAUUUCAGAAGUACUACAAACGUUGGCUUUAGUUGUGUUUUUAAGUUUAGCCGUGAAUAUUUAACAACUUUAAAGCAUAUGUAGUGAGACAGAACCUUGAGUAUUAGCCAGACUUGACAUUGGUGUGUGCCAGUAUUGAACUGCUCUCUACCAAAUAAUUCAAUCAUACAAAAGAAUAGUUUACUUAAUUCCAGAUUUCUUUGCUUAAACUAUAUCUCUUAUUUGUGUUCUUUUUUUUUUUUGUCUUGUUUAACAAAUGUUAUCAAGUGGAACAUCUGAACCAUGGUUUUCAUUUGUUUUUUGAGUAACUUAAUUGACACAUUGAAAUGAGGAGCCUUGGAUUUUUGCACUUGAGUGGAUUAAGAGGAACGAAGAGUAAAGGCUGGCGAUGGUAGCGGUGUAGUUUGUAUUUCCAGGACUUGUCCGGGGGUCGAAGGUGCGUCUGUGAGAGUAUUGCGACAGGGUAAAAUGUGCGUGUGUGUGUGUGUGGUUGUCGUCUGCGUGUUCUCAGCUGAAGUGGAAGUGUUCGCGUUGUGCUGCGACUGAGAUGUUGGUGCUUUGUUGGUCCCAGUGACGGAACGAGAGGAGCAGGAGUGGAGCGUUGUUAUAUUUUUUUUUCCUCUCCGUGUUUACCUCCUUGUUUACCGGGCCGAACCAUGCCGCCUGAACUGGGCCAGAAUGUAGCUUAUAUAAUAAAACGGUUUAAAGUAACAGCCGGAGCCUUGAUCAGCCUCAAAUACACAGAAAAAUGAGAUAAAAACAACCACUUCUGAAUGUUUUUUUUUUAACUAAGUAUUCAUCUACUGUUUUGACUGCACCUGGUUGUCAUGGUGAUAGGUGGUGGCCACAGAUGAUGCUCGCGCGCUGAGCUUGACUGAAACGAGUAGAGGCUUCCCGUUGACCCGUGGCGACUCAGGCAGAGCGAUGUGACUUGCGAUCGGCUGCUUUUUCUUCUUGGCUUUUUCAGGGAUUCGGGGUUCCACUUCCUGCCUCCCGCUGGGUUGGUCCAGCAUCAGCUCCCCCUCUCCGACUCCUAAGCUCGACUAACAGGAGAGGAAAACGCAUAACUGACACGGGGCACGUUGACUCCAAAUACUCAAAAUUCCCUUUCUACUCUCGAUGAAACUAUUUUACACUUUAUUCAUUCUGAUUCUGGCAGUGCAUCUCUCUGAAGCGCUGAUCUGGGAGCUGUUUUGGCCCCUCACAGUAUCCUUAGUAACCAUUAGCGGGACAAACGGCGCCCUGAUCAGACGCUCAGGAGGCAGCGUUGGUCUGCUGUUAGAGAAGGGACAAGCGACGUCUGUAAAACGCCUCUCAUCGAUGUUGAUGUUACUGUUCAUGUUCCCCUUUGCUCUGUUCGUCUCGUCCAAUCUACUGUCCUUAUGUGUGUUUGUUUGUUUGUUGUGGGAAGAUGCAAAACCCAGUCUCUUAUAGAAACAGUGUGUGAAUGCUGAACACAUUAUCAUGCCAAAUCAAGGAGGGAGGGUGAGAGGGAAGGAAAGGGAUUGUUUUGUUUUUUUUCUUUUUUGGUUGUUGUGUAUGUGUGUGUUUGUGUAUUAUAAAAAAAAAAAGCUGGACAAUGUUAAUGCUUGAAGAAAAAAAUGUCAUUUGCAAAAGGAUGAUGUGAGGAAAACCACCAUGAGCAAUGUACAAUCCCCAGGGCUGCCAAGCAGCUUCCCAUUAGGGCCAGAUGAGGGGAGGGAGGAGAGGAGGGAAGCUGGCUGGUGAUACUCUACUACUUUUUGAUAUUUAAGAAAAAUAAUGUGACUCUUGUUUUUCUCUUGACUUAACUAUCCUGUGAGCAAAUGCUAUAUUAUCAGUACUCAUAACACGCACCCAACGGCUCCUACUGUCGAUCAAAAAGCGCUAAGGCUAUAUUUUUGACUUUACACACACAAAGAAAAAAAAAAAAAAAAUCAAAAAACAACAAAAAAAAAAUCUAAAGAAAAUAACAAAAACUGUGAGAAUCUGCUGUCUGUUUUUGUCAUUUUACAUUUAGUAUAAAUACACACAAACCCUGAAAAGCUUUAGUCUAACCAGCACAAAGAUGUGGGUGGGCGGGGCGGGUGGGACUUUGAGUGGGUGGGAACAGACGGGUGGGGUGGGAGUCGCUCAGAGAGACUAUGCAGUGGAGUGUUUGAACCCAGGCUUCCAUGUCCACCUUGGGUUUUUUGCUUUCUUUUAAAAAAAAAAAAAAAUCCCAAAAAAUUUUUCAAAACACACUUGGGAUUCCCAAUAAUAUUCCUCAAACAUGUUGUGCCAUCGUUGAAUCGUACUAUUAAGUACAACUAAUAAUAAUAAAAAAAAAAAAAACUGAAAAAACCUUUAUUACCUAGCAACCGUCGGGCCAGUUGUAGCAGGAGAGGAGGACAGGUUAAGAUUUGCAAAGUCCAUUUGUUCAUUUUCACAGCUCGUCUUCUCCUCCAUAAGCUGAGGGGAGCGAGGCCGGUGAAACUGCAAAUUUUACACAACUACAAUGUUUUUUAUAGAGAUUCUAUCAAUCCACAGUGUGUAGUUGGAUCACCUGUAAACCUAUUAUGCACAUUGCUUUGGGAGACUGUUGAAACUAUAUAAUAUAUAUAUAUGAGAAUAUUAACGUACAGUGUCUAUAAUCAAUGAGAGGGAGUCUUCCUCUCUUACAAACACAACAGGAAGUACCUUUUUAUUUUCAAAUGUCUUCCUCGGGUCAUCUAAGGAUUUUAUCUUAAACUUCGGGGGAAACUGCACUUUUUGAAGGACAAUCUUUAUUUGUAUGGGUAUAAAUUUGACAAAACGAAGUCGCCUGAUAUUACAAGGUAUAGAAAACCAACUCCAGUGUGCUCUAAUAAUGAAUGUCUCCUCUGAUGCUGUCUAUUUGUUUGGUUUCAUUUAAUCUUUUUAUUCUCCUUCCUUUGUUGCUUGGUUUGUUCUGUAUUUUUUUUUUUCUCCUUUUUUUCUGGAUUUUAGUGCUCUUAAGAGAAUCUGUACUAAGGUGUAGACUAGUAGGUAGUAGGUCUUCUGUUGGCUGUACUCGUAUACUGAUUACUGUUUGUAACCCUCUGGCUCCUGCAGCCAGCAUACAAAGCUGUAUAACUUGGGUACAACCCUCAAUAAAAGACUAACAAUGACUCA